ACCAGGAAGUAAAACAAACACACAGCAGCUGGUGAAAACAAGGAAGUAAACGCUGCGGCGGCGAAGCAGAAGCCCUUCUUGUGCUCAAACGCCGAGUUGGUGCACGUGAAAGUACUGCAGCCCGGGCGGAUUCAAGCCAAGACACGGCGGCGAUGCUAACGCAGUUAGCCGCUAAGCUAAUAGCUACCCCGGCUGGCGCUACAUGAUCUCAGAUGUAGGCAGGCAGGAAGACACAGACGAAGACUGUCCACGCUCGUGAUCCGCAGAAUUGCCAUCAGUCAUGGACCGCGGAGGGGAACCGCAGGACGGAGCCGCGGGGCUCCCACAGGAGGAGCUGCCGCAGAUGGAUGGAUCGUGUGACGCGUGCGAGCCCGAUGAGCCCCAGCCCGCCACGCACGUGUGCCACACCUGCAGCUUCGCCUUCUGCCCGGCCCAUGCCGAGAGGCACGCCGGCAGCACGCGCCACCCCUUGGUGCCUUAUGACCACGGGGAGACACAAGCGGAUGGACUCGGCGGUGGCGCCGCCUCUGGGGUUAAUGGGGGUGAGGGCGACGGCGCUGAGGGGGGGGAGGAGGGAGCCCAGGGCGCGGAGGCCGGCCAGGAGGACGGCAAGAGGAGCACGGUGACGGUGGAGAGGCUGCGCUGCAGGGAGCACGGCCAGGAGGGCUCGCUCUACUGCAAGGCGGACGAGAAGAUCAUCUGCGUGGUGUGCGCCGUGCAGGGAGAGCACCGGGACCAUGAGAUCAUCACUCUGCACGAGGCCUACGUCUGGCAGAAGAACAGACAGGGUUAUGACCUGCUGGGCUGUACGCAGCAUAUGGCUGAGAAGAUCAAGACAAAGUGGACCAACCCUGAGAUGUCUACAGAGGAGCUGGAGGCGUACGUGAACGGCCAGUUUGACGACCUGCGCAGACUGGUGCGUCUGGAGGAGAGGAGGACCCUCCACCUGGUGGACCUCAAGGAGGCCUUCCUGACGGCGUCGGCCGCCGAGAAGAUCGCCGAGAUCACCGUGCAGACCGAGCGCCUGCAGGAGGAGAUGGCCAGCAUCACGCACCAGCUGUGCCUCCUGGAGCAGGCGGAGGCGCAGGCCAUGGGCCCCGCGGGGGCGGUGGAGGCCCUGGUGGCAGGGGCCGGGCCGGCCCACAGAGUACCGCACGACAUUGAGGCCAGGCCGAGGCUUCCGGAGCCGAGGGCGGAGCCCGUGGACCCGCGGGACUUCGACGACAGCGACUCCGGGCCGUCCAUGGACCAUGCCCCUUGAUUCCAGCGAGCCAGGCUCCUUCCACUUUCACACGUCCUUCGGUGUCUGCCUCAGCCCCGGCGAGUCGUCAGGCCUUCUCCCUUUUUUGCAGCCCCCCCCCCACCGAGCGCCUGCCGGCAGUGGACCGACCUUGAGCAAGGGUGCGGUGACAAAUACGGAUGGCCACGUCGCUCCCGCUCUCAAACUUUCUUUAAUUCCUCACGAGCUACUAACUUUCUUUGAUUGAAGAACGCGAGUUAUGUGCAAUCAAUUACGAUCAGGCUCAGUUUCCACCGCCAGUCAGAUCCUUGGCUUACUGGUGAGCCUGGCUGACUCAGAGAGGAAGCUCGGGUACGCAGCCGAGCGGAGCAUCUGUUAAGCCCAACAGAUGUCAGCCAGGGGAAAUGCUGUGAUGUGGCGCGGCUCGCUCAUUUAUGCGCGCUGUCGUUUCGGUGUCAUUUUCCGACAAACGCUUUGGACACAGGCGCGAUAAGGGAAGCGCCGUCAGAGGCCUCGUGUCCUUUAGAGAUGAUGUUCAGGGUGAUUAUAUUUUAGUGUGUAGCUUGUGUUUGUCCGUCCUGUUCAUCAUCCGCCCCAUCCACAUGCUUUGUAGAUUUGCGCGCACUUCCCGCGACGCGUCGGCUCCAUUAUCAGCGGCGGGGGGACGUUUUGACACCUAUCGAUCGGCCAAUGUUGCUGAGUCUUUGUUAGGUGAAAAUCGAACUGUAAUUUGACUGUACAAAGCAGCACUUCCAGCGCAUCAGCCGUCGGCGUGCUGUAAUGUAAAGGCUCAUUUCUCCCGGCCGACCGGCAGCGCGUGAUGGAUUACAGUGCGGGGCAAAUGAGCACACUUUUUUUUUUUUCUUUGAACUGCUCAACUGUGGGUUUCAUUCGCGAUGCACCGCCACGGGUCUGUCUCUAUCAGCAGUUUGUUUUCACUGUGAUUGAUUCUGUUGCCUUAAAUCCUAAAUUGAAUGUGGUGUCAUCUCUAACACUUGGCACGUGUUUGACAGCGCCACGACUUCAGCACCGCGCUAAGAUGCGCCGCCAGGUUCAUCCCUCCCCGAGGGGGAGUGUUCGCGUGUCAACAGCCUCUCGAAAUAACUCCAGCAGCUCCUACUUUACUCUAACAGCAGCCAGGAGCCUGGUCGGCUGAUGCUUUCUCUUGUUUUUAUUUGUCUAUUUUUGUCAUAAAUCUGUAAAUAAACACUUUGUUAGAUUGGGAA
Molecule: messenger RNA, 2466 nt
Organism: Betta splendens (Siamese fighting fish)
Lineage: Eukaryota; Metazoa; Chordata; Actinopteri; Anabantiformes; Osphronemidae
Gene: trim44
Product: tripartite motif containing 44
Exons: 6
Coding region: 281-1261 (326 amino acids)
Molecular function (GO): zinc ion binding
Source: RefSeq, a predicted model, not a curated record